AUGGAAACAAACGCCAACGAAAAUACACCUCAUGUUGUGCCUCCUGGUGGGGACACUGUUGACCCCAUAUCUGAUGAUGCAGAUUCCGCGUACAGCGAUGUAGCAUCUGAGACGGAAUCUGUUACAUCCAGUAUCCUGGCCGGCCGCUACGAGAACGGGAGGAGGUACCAUGCAUAUCAAGAUGGGCUAUACAUGUUUCCAGACGACGAGCAAGAACAGGAUCGGCUAGACAUCAAAUAUGCUUCACUGCAACUCGUUUUCAACGACACAGUAGCAUUCGCUCCAUUGAAGGACCCACAUCAGAUCCUCGACAUUGGAACUGGGACUGGUCUCUGGGCAAUCGAUGCUGCAGAGCAGUUUCCUAGUGCUACAGUGACUGCGACUGAUCUGAGUCCAAUACAGCCGAACUGGGUACCGCCAAAUGUCAAAUUCGAAAUUGACGACGCAGAGCAGACAUGGACAUGGAAAGAAGAUUUCUUCGAUUUAAUUCAUCUGCGCACCAUGACUGGUUGCAUACGCGACUGGGAUAAGCUCUUUGCUCAAGCCUACCAACACACCAAACCAGGCGGCUUCAUCGAACUCCAAGAAAUGGAUUACAUGGGAGUCAUACAGCCCACAUCUCGCAACCCAGGUACCUCUUUCGUAACGUGGUGCGUCGAGCAAGGUCGCGCCGGCAAAAAAGCCGGUGUCAACCUGCGGACUAGCAUCGAGUUUAUGACAUCGAGCCUUGAAAAGGCUGGAUUUGUCGACUGCAAGGCCUUGGAAUUCAAGCUUCCGGUCGGAACCUGGGCGAAGGAGAAGCGGCUACGUGACGCGGGAUUGCUGCAACUGAGUGCCAUGCUGGAGGGUAUUGAAGGUUUGAGCUUGAGACUGUAUACAUACUACGCUGGCUGGAGCCUUGACGAACUGAAGGUCUUACUUGCGAAAGUCAGAACAGAGCUGAGAGAUCCUGGGUGUCAUACCUAUUGGCCUGUCAUAGUAGUAUAUGCCCGGAAGCCGGAAGGAGCUCCCUCAUCGUCAUAA
Molecule: messenger RNA, 1023 nt
Organism: Cucurbitaria berberidis CBS 394.84
Lineage: Eukaryota; Fungi; Ascomycota; Dothideomycetes; Pleosporales; Cucurbitariaceae
Product: S-adenosyl-L-methionine-dependent methyltransferase
Exons: 5
Coding region: 1-1023 (340 amino acids)
Molecular function (GO): methyltransferase activity
Source: RefSeq, a predicted model, not a curated record